AUGAAUUCUUUCGCAUUUGUUAUCAUUUUGCUCCAACUUUCCUUGGCCAACGCCGCCAACUUCACGCAAGUCUUCGAGUGGCCCGAUGGAAUGGACUACGAGUGGCCCUCUGAGGCGAGCAGGACAAACGCCUUGAAUGAAAGAACUUUCAAACCAGAGAAUAUUCAACCUCGUUACAUGGCUGUCUACGGAACAAGAAUCUUCCUCAGUUUGUAUAGAUAUGGCAUUCCGGCGACUCUGGUAUCUUUGCCGACGAGCAGCGCGUCCUCUGCGUCCCCAAAGCUCACUCCAGUUCCUUCGUGGGACAUGCAUGGAGAAAUGGAUUGCAACAAAAUCCAGGCUGCAAGGGGGUUGGAAGUUGACUCGAUUGGAAGGCUGUGGGUGCUGGACAACGGUAGCGAGAAUUGCAAAUCCAAACUAUGGACCAUCGACUUGGUCAACAACGAUCACACCGAAGUCAUUCAUCGUUUUCCUUUUCCUUUUUACUAUCACUAUAGCAUUAACGACUUGGUGCUAGAUGAAACGCCCAACGAAACCUUGGCCUACAUCUCGUGGAGGGGAGUGAUCGUUUUUAGUUUGGAAAGGAACCAAUCUUGGAUAGUGGACACACCAGGAAUAAAGGUCGAUUCCAUUGCCCUGUCCCCUAAGGAGGAACCGAGACAGCUCUACCUUGGCAAACGCUAUUCCAAUGAGUUGUACUCAAUUUCCGUUUCCGCACUACGCAACGGAACUCGAACUGCAAAUCUACAACUAAUCGGAAGAUGGACUGAAAAACAUAAUGCGUACAGGAUGUUGAUGAACAACCACGGGACAAUUUACACUGCAUUUCUGUGGAGACACGACGUAUCCUCAUAUAAUACUUCGCAGCCAUUCCAGGAGCAGCGUUUUCAUGACUUUGGAGAUCUGAUGGCCAUUUGGCCGUUUACUUUUGCUUUGGACUCGUCGGGAACCUUUUGGAUGACUGAGAAAAAGGGAACAGCGUACAAGUCAAAGUUCAGACUACUAAAGGCAGCAGUCGGUGCUGAGUCAUACAUGAGCGAACCUCCGAAAACAGACGGACGUUUCACCGGAAAAAGGCAAAUUGACUACUCUGCUUUGAUCGGCUCGCUCGCCCUCUUAUUGGUCUUCAGCUGCAUUGUCAACCUCUGGUUCACCCUGAGGAUGAGAAAUUCGAAAAAUUCCAACGAGCAGCGCAACGCUGGUGCCGAGGAAAUGGAACUGCCAACUGCCCUAAAUCAUGUCUCAACGGAAAUGGAGGACGAGGAACCGUUGCUGAGAUGA
Molecule: messenger RNA, 1281 nt
Organism: Cloeon dipterum
Lineage: Eukaryota; Metazoa; Arthropoda; Insecta; Ephemeroptera; Baetidae
Product: protein yellow-like
Exons: 4
Coding region: 1-1281 (426 amino acids)
Source: RefSeq, a predicted model, not a curated record